GAUGAAGUGUAGGAACUUCUCAUGUUGUGUUAUACAUGUGUGAAACGAAUUUCCUGAUUUCUAGACAGCUCAUAAUACAUUUUCAUAAUAGUUAUCUUCGUAAUAAUUAUCAAUUUCAGAAAAAGACUCGGUUGCGCUGUUGCUUUGACGGCCUUGCACAUACUUCCUGCUGCUGCAUACACCUAUCUAUCUGCAGUCGGUGAUAACAAUGGCUGGUAUUCCGACAAUUACAUUUUCGAAUGGAUACAAAAUGCCGAUGUUGGGGCUCGGAACUUAUAAGUCCCAGAUGGGGGAUGUGAAAAGAGCUGUUAAGGACGCAAUAGAACUAGGGUAUCGUCAUAUUGAUACAGCUUUCUUAUAUGGUAAUGAGAAAGAGAUUGGGGAAGCUAUUCGCGACAAAAUCAAAGAUGGUAGCGUGACCAGAGAGGAUCUAUUUAUUACCACAAAGUUGUGGAACAAUUUCCAUAAAGAAGAGCAUGUCGUCCCAGCCUGCAAACAAUCGUUGGCCAAUCUUGAUUUAGAUUAUAUGGAUCUUUUUUUAGUUCACUGGCCAUUUGCUUUCAAGGAAGGGGAUGAUUCGUGGCCUUUAGAUGCUGCUGGAAAUCUUUGCGAAUCGGAUGUCGAUUAUUUAGAAACAUGGAGAGGAAUGGAAGAGUGUGUACAUCAAGGCUUAACUCGCAGCAUCGGAAUCAAUAACUUUAACUCCGAGCAAAUUACCCGUUUACUCAAAUCGGCUAAAAUCGCCCCAGUCAAUAAUCAGAUUGAAGUUAAUAUAAAUGUAAAUCAAGAGAAAUUAAUUGAUUUUUGCAAGAAACAUGACAUAACGAUAACUGCCUAUUCUCCUCUGGGACAACCCGGAAAUGUAUCGGGCAUCGACAAUAAAUUAGAUAAUCCUAUAAUAUUGCAACUUGCAAAAAAAUACAAUAAGACGCCGGCGCAAAUAGCACUUCGAUACGUGUACCAACACGGAACUGCUCCAAUACCUAAGUCUGUAACUAAAAGUCGAAUUAAGGAAAACAUGGAAUUUAUUGAUUUCACCUUAACAUCCGAUGAAAUGAACGCUAUUUGUAAACUCAGCACUGGACAGAGAGUAGCACUUUUCACACCUGCGAUAAACUUUAAAUACUUUCCUUUUAACAUUCCGUUUUAAAUCAGUAUAAAGAGAG
This is a messenger RNA of Trachymyrmex cornetzi, 1166 nucleotides long. RefSeq names its product 1,5-anhydro-D-fructose reductase. NCBI's taxonomy places the organism in Eukaryota, Metazoa, Arthropoda, Insecta, Hymenoptera, Formicidae. The record is from RefSeq and is a predicted model, not a curated record. The transcript is spliced from 8 exons. The coding region runs from base 209 to 1150 and encodes 313 amino acids. Gene Ontology annotation, molecular function: oxidoreductase activity.